Messenger RNA from Paralichthys olivaceus (Japanese flounder), 5267 nucleotides. RefSeq names its product elongation factor like GTPase 1 (gene efl1). Lineage: Eukaryota; Metazoa; Chordata; Actinopteri; Pleuronectiformes; Paralichthyidae. Gene Ontology annotation, biological process: cytosolic ribosome assembly. The record is from RefSeq and is a predicted model, not a curated record. Gene Ontology annotation, molecular function: GTP binding; ribosome binding; GTPase activity. Gene Ontology annotation, cellular component: ribonucleoprotein complex; cytosol.
UUAAUGUGUCUGAUCGACUUCCGGGAAACAAGGUCUGGACACAUGUGUUCAGCGGGGAGCCUCCUGUCAGAGCACCGUGUGUCGGAGUGGACUCAGCAGAGCAGUGCGUGGUGGUGAGCGGCUGUGGAGACGGAGGAAGCGACGGUGGCCUCGGUCCGCGGGCUGUUAGCCUCAGUGUUAGCCUCAGUGUUAGCACAUGUCACCGCUCGCGUCGCACGAACGACUGGCAGGGCUUCGCUCUCAUCCUUGGUCCCACUGCUGUCUUCAUUGUGCGGUUCGUCACGAAGCUGCCCGACGAUAGCUCGCAGUUAGCAGAGUCUGUCCUGUAGCACAGCUUCGCGAACUGUAGACCGCUCCAGCCAUCGGUGGUAGCAGGCUACACUAUCUCCAGGGGAUUAGCGGGUUAAAGCGGGUUGCGUUCGCACGGUAAGUGUCAUCAUGGGCCACACCAGCCUGGAGAAGAUCAUCGCACUGCAGAGGAACCCGGCUAACAUCAGAAACCUGUGCAUCCUGGCUCAUGUCGACCACGGCAAAACUACUCUUGCUGACUGCUUAAUAGCAAGUAAUGGCAUCAUAUCCAGUCGACUGGCUGGGAAGCUCAGGUAUCUGGACAGCAGAGAGGAUGAACAGGUCAGAGGAAUCACAAUGAAGUCCAGUGCCAUCUCUCUGCACUACAGUCAUGGAGAUCAGGAGUUCUUACUAAAUCUGAUCGACUCUCCGGGUCACGUGGACUUUUCCUCGGAGGUGUCCACUGCUGUCAGGUUGUGUGAUGGUGCCAUUGUAGUUGUUGAUGCUGUAGAGGGCGUGUGUCCACAGACCCAAGCUGUAUUGCGUCAAGCAUGGCUGGAGAACAUCCGGCCUGUUCUAGUCAUCAAUAAGAUCGAUAGACUCAUCAUGGAGCUGAAGCUCAGUUCUCAGGAAGCCUACACCCACCUGCAGAAGAUUCUGGAACAGGUGAACGCAGUGACAGGUGGUUUGUUCACAUCCAAAGUGUUGGAGGAGCGAGCAGAGAAAGAGGAGGAGAAAGAGAAAGAAAGGAAUAUGGCAUGUGGUGAGCAUGUUCACGACUGGAGCGCUGGGCUGGAGGAGGCGGAUGACUCCCAACUCUACUUCUCUCCUGACCAAGGGAAUGUGGUGUUUGCCAGCGCCAUAGAUGGAUGGGGCUUCAGCAUCCAGCAGUUUGCCCAUAUCUACAGCCAGAAAAUGGGCAUUAAAGCAGCAGUGCUGCUCAAAACCCUGUGGGGAGAUUUCUACCUCAAUGCAAAAGCAAAAAAGAUCAUGAAAGGAGCUCAGGCCAAAGGAAAGAAGCCACUGUUUGUGCAGCUCGUGCUGGAUAACAUUUGGAGUUUAUAUGAUGCAGUUGUCACUCGGAGGGACAAGGAGAAGGUGGAGAAGGUUGUGACAUCACUUGGGGUAAAGGUGAUGGCCAGGGAGUCUCGUCACUCUGACCCCAAAGUCCUCUUGUCUGCCAUCUGCAGCCAGUGGUUACCGUUAUCCCAAGCUGUCCUUUCAAUGGUGUGUGAGAAGCUUCCCAGUCCCUUAGACAUGGCAGCAGAGCGAGUGGAGAAACUGAUGACUGUUGGAGCGCGACGGUUUGACUCAUUGCCCAAACAAACUCAGGAAUUGAAAAAAGCAUUCCUACAGUGUUCCAGCGGAGAAAAUUCUCCAGUUAUCGUCUUUGUGUCCAAGAUGUUUGCUGUGGACACCAAGGCCUUGCCUCAGAACAGACAGAGGCCGUUAACCCAGGAGGAGCUUGCCCAGCGCAGAGAGCUUGCUAGACAGAGACAUGCUGACAGGAUGGCAGCUGAUCAGACAGAGAGCCACAAAGACCUCACCCACACAGGGACCGUGCCACAGGAAGGCCAACCUGCAGGCCUCAGCACAGCUAAAAUGGAGAGUCUGACAUUGAAAGACUCAAAGUCAGAGGAGGAAGAGGAGCAGAAGGAGAACUUUGUCGCGUUUGCCAGGGUCUACAGCGGGGUGGUCAAGAAAGGACAGAGAGUGUUUGUGCUCGGACCAAAGUAUGACCCCACCCACGGCCUGAGAAUGCUUCCGGAGAGUUGCAGUGCUUCAGACAGUGUGUGCGAGGUGCCUCAUUUGUCCUGUUGUUCUAUGGAAAGCAUAUAUCUGCUGAUGGGCCGAGAGCUGGAAGAGCUGGAGGAGGUGCCUGCAGGAAACAUCCUAGGUGUUGGAGGUCUGCAGGAGUGGGUCUUGAAGUCAGCCACCCUGUCAACCUCCCCCGCCUGCCCACCCUUCACCCCACUCAACUUUGAGGCCACGCCCAUCGUACGGGUAGCAAUAGAACCCAAACAUCCAAGUGAGAUGCCAAAGCUAGUACGUGGAAUGCGUUUGUUGAACCAGGCGGAUCCCUGUGCUGAGGUACUGAUCCAGGAAACAGGAGAGCAUGUUCUGGUCACUGCUGGUGAGGUCCAUCUCCAACGCUGUCUGGAUGACCUCCGAGAACGGUUUGCUAAAAUUGAAAUCAGCGCAUCCAAGCCCAUCAUUCCAUUCAGGGAGACCGUGGUACGUCCUCCUAAAGUGGAUAUGGUGAAUGAAGAGAUGGGAAGGCAGCAGAAAGUAGCCAUCAUUCACCAGGUAAAAGAAGAGGUGUCACAGGGUCGAUCAUCAGACAACCUCCAUGUGGACCCCAGUGGUCUGGUGACCCUCACCACUCCCAACAAACUGGCCACUGUCAGCAUCCGGGCAAUCCCCCUGCCACAGGAGGUGACCUGUCUGUUGGAGAGUAACUCCGAGCUGAUCCGAACUCUGGAGCAGGUCAACAUGUCCCUGAGGGAGGGGAAGAGUCUGGACGUCAGCCUCGGGACCCUGGAGGCCAUAGCUGCACUCAAGACCCAGCUGGAAAGCCUACUGCAGGGGAGGAAGUGGAGGAACACUGUGGAGCAUAUCUGGGCUUUUGGUCCUCGCAGGUACGGCCCCAACAUUCUGCUGAACAGUGUGGAGGGCUACCAGCGGCCCUCAGUGUGGCAGUGUCUGAGCAGAGGGGACAAAGUAAGUGAGGCUGGAGCUCAGGCCACUGUUCUGCGAGACUUAGACAACAGCAUCGUCAGUGGCUUCCAGCUAGCAACUCUGUCAGGGCCCAUGUGUGAGGAACCCCUAAUGGGAGUUUGCUUCUCUGUUGAGAGGUGGGACAUCCAGUCUUUAGCCUUAUCUCAGAAUCAGGACUCCAUAUCUCCUGAGGAUUUAGCACACCAAAAAGUGGAAAGAAGAAGUGAGACAUCUCCACAAGCGGAGGGCUCAGCAGCAGGACCAGGCCAGGCCAGACGCAGACCAGAGACUACCACUGCAGACUGCUAUGGGCCAGUCUCUGGCCAGCUUAUCGCUGCCACUAAGGAGGCCUGCCGUCAUGCCUUCCAGGCUCAGCCUCAGAGACUCAUGGCCGCCAUGUAUACCUGUGAGAUCAUGGCCACCGCUGAGGUGUUGGGCCGUAUGUAUGGUGUACUGGGGAAACGUGAGGGUCGCAUCCUCCAUGAAGAGAUGAAGGAAGGCACAGAUAUGUUCAUCAUUAAGGCCAUUCUGCCGGUGGCUGAGAGCUUUGGAUUUGCUGAUGAGAUCCGCAAGAAGACCAGCGGAUUGGCCAGUCCACAGUUGGUCUUCAGCCACUGGGAGGUUAUAAGCAGUGACCCAUACUGGGUUCCCACCACCGAAGAAGAGUACCUGCACUUUGGAGAGAAAGCAGACUCUGCCAACCAGGCCCUCAAAUACAUGAACGCUGUCCGCCGCCGUAAAGGUCUCUACGUGGAGGAGAAGAUAGUGGAGUACGCAGAGAAGCAGAGAACUCUCAGCAAGAACAAGUAGUGGAGAUAUUGUGGUCUGAUACAGUAGCAGCAGAAAAUGUGCUGACAAGUCAGAAGAGGUAAAUGGCUUUCAUAGCCUUUCCAGUCCUCCAUUUCUACACUAAUGCAAUCAAACACCACACCGCUGUCUGUGUUUGUGUGUCACACUCUCAAAAAGCCUGCAAACAGCUUUAUCCUGUUGUCUGCAGGCCCACACUGACAGUGGUGCCAGUCGAUAGCCCCCACCCUGCAUGUCCACUUACUGCUAAUGGUUGGUGAGCUCCUCCUGUGAGACCUUGGUUAGUCCACUGGGUGGGACGGACUUGUCUUGCAUCGUGGAGUCAGUUACUGUCAUGCAUAAUUGAGGAGCUACAUUUACUCCGGGCAAAAUCUGGCAGAUUUGCUGUAGUCAAGUGGCUCAAAUUAAUUCCAUCCUUCACACACACACACUCCUUUUGACUCCUGAUUUUUAGAAUUGCAUUACACAGACCCUGAAGGUUUUUAAUUUGGAAAAUAUGAAUAUAGUGAAAAUUGGGAAACAAGGAUAGUUUUAAUCAUCUAGGAGAAGAGGGAAAGCAGCCUGCAUAGUUUACACAUCACAGCAUUCAAAUCAAUCAAUCUUUACGUUGUGAUGUUUGGUUUGACACUGGUUGUUUCAGCUCACCGUCACAAAGGCUGCCUUCAAACUGAACUUGUGAGCUUGAAACACUUGUGAAUCAUGUAGGAGGAAUGUUUGGAGUUCAAGUCAUGAGAAAACACUGCUGCUAGGUAACAGCAACCUGGACUCUACCAUUAACAUUACUGUUGACGUCUCAAAGCCACACAGGCUAACAUUUAGUAUGCUAUCAGCAGGAAAUGCAAAAACAUAAUGUCCAUGGGAAAGGAUGAGACUGGUGGAAUAUCAACUUUUUCCUCAGAUGUGUUAUACAAAUCUGAAAAAAAGAAUUAUUCCAAAGUCAUGAUGGUUGAAUGAACCUUGAAUAGAGCAGAGCAACUGUCCAAAUUAUAUUACCACCAAGUCCACAUUUCUGCAUUGAAACAUGAUAUAGAUUCUGCAUCAUGCCAUCAACCUAAUGUGUAAUUUUCUCUUGGGCAGCAUGCAGUGUGACAACCUGCCUGAUGUUCAUGCUGCAGCUGUGAGAUGUCAACAAAGGCAUCAGAGUGUCUCCACUGAAAAACAUGUCUCUGAGUUGAGAAAACAAGUCUGUCAAUAAAUCUUCUCUGAUACUGCUGUUGUUGGUCAUUAUAACAAACUGUGUAAACCAAAGGAAGAGCGAAAUGUUUUUUAAUGCAAUUGAAAUAUUGAUGCCUCUCACCAUUUGUCCUUCCUGACCAGCCCCGGUUUAUGUAAAGCUGGAAAUCAAGUAUGUUUUGCUUUAAUCCAAUUAACAAUUUGUGUUAAAAUACUGCAUAAGCAUCACUGUUUUAUAAAUUUUAAAAAUGUUGUUACAAUGGGUACCAUUAUAUAAUGCC